AUGGCGGAAAAAUCAUCAAGCAAUCAAGAAUACCUCGCCCAACCACCGGCACCGUGUUGUUGGGCAGGCACCCUCCAUGAAGGCAACCCUCGCGGCGAUGUGGAAGAAAUCUUGGAGGUGCCCACUUACGUCGUCCGCCCUUCAGACGUGAAGCGCGCCCUCCCGCCCAACGGACAUGUCAUCCUCUACUUCCCGGACGUGUGGGGCCUCUCCGUCAACGCCAAGUGCAUCAUGGACGGCUUCGCGUCCUCGGGAUACACGGCGCUUGGCAUGGACUUCUUUCGCGGCGACCCCAUCUCCAAGUACCGCAACGCCAAAACCGACCCGCUGCCGGAGGGGUUUGACAUGGCGGCCUGGCGCUCCAAGCACUGGAACUUCGCCACGGAAAAUGUUCCCAAGUGGACAGCGGCCGUCAAGGAGAGAUUUGGUGCCGAACUAAAGGCUGAGACGGGCAAGGAGACCAAGUUUGCUUGCGUUGGAUAUUGCUUCGGUGCGCCUUUUGUGUGCAAUCUGCUCGCUGGGGCUGGUGGCGAUGGGGAGCCGGUGGUUUCCGCUGGUGCAUUUGCGCACCCAACGGCGUUGAAGGAGGAACAUUUCACCAGCAUCAAAAAGCCUCUUCUACUUUCAUGCGCCGAAAAUGACCAAGCAUUCCCGACUGAGGCAAGAAGGAAAGCAAUUGAUUACCUUCAAAGAGAGAAGAAGAUUUAUCACCUUCAGGUUUUCCAAGGCGUCUCACACGGUUUCGCUGUGAAAGGAGACCCAACAGACCCAUACCAGCGUUGGUGCAAGGAACAGAGUCUUCGUGCCAUGGUUGACUGGUUCGAUAUGUGGCUGGUUCAAAGCGAUUGA
Messenger RNA from Colletotrichum abscissum, 849 nucleotides. Its product is annotated as dienelactone hydrolase. Gene Ontology annotation, molecular function: hydrolase activity. The transcript is spliced from 3 exons. NCBI's taxonomy places the organism in Eukaryota, Fungi, Ascomycota, Sordariomycetes, Glomerellales, Glomerellaceae. The record is from RefSeq and is a predicted model, not a curated record. The coding region runs from base 1 to 849 and encodes 282 amino acids.